AUGAUGGAGGCGAGAGAGUACGAGGGAGUUGUAACUUUUUCUCACCUGCAGAUCCUCACCCCAGAAGAGUUACUGUUCCGUUCAGUCCAACUAAUCAAUGACUCUCAUAAUGCCGCUAAUGCUCAUCCAGACGUAAAGCUGAGGUCAUUGCUUGUACUCGGAGUCAAUGAGCAAUGUCUACAUUUGUGGUUUGACUUGCUAUGCUCAGCAAAAAAUGAAGAACCAAUUCGGUGCAAAUACUAUCAUCCAUGGGCUUUUAUACGUACGCCGGCAUGGCGACAGAUAAAGUGCGACUUGAGACUUUUGAGUCAAUUCUCAUUCAAUUUGAGUGUCGACUUUGAGAUUGAAGGCGUAGAGAAGAGCAACAAGAAAGCCGGAGCUGGAAUGAUGUCAAGUACCAAGAAGAAAAUGCUAUCCACAGUAAUGGCCGGCGAAUUGAAGCCACACGAUGAGGAACCACUGAAGAAGGGCGUCACCGAUAUGCUAAUUAAACAUCACUUGUUCAGUUGGGAUUUGUAA
Messenger RNA from Haemonchus placei, 519 nucleotides. NCBI's taxonomy places the organism in Eukaryota, Metazoa, Nematoda, Chromadorea, Rhabditida, Trichostrongylidae. The record is from the annotation of a GenBank genome assembly.